Erinaceus europaeus (western European hedgehog) is the source of this 918-nucleotide messenger RNA. RefSeq names its product putative taste receptor type 2 member 33. Gene Ontology annotation, biological process: sensory perception of taste; detection of chemical stimulus involved in sensory perception of bitter taste; G protein-coupled receptor signaling pathway. The transcript has a single exon. Gene Ontology annotation, cellular component: membrane. The record is from RefSeq and is a predicted model, not a curated record. Bases 1 to 918 code for a protein of 305 amino acids. Lineage: Eukaryota; Metazoa; Chordata; Mammalia; Eulipotyphla; Erinaceidae. Gene Ontology annotation, molecular function: bitter taste receptor activity; G protein-coupled receptor activity.
AUGCUAACUUCAAUACCAAACUUUUUCCCCAUCCUAUUGACAACAGAAUUUGUUCUAGGAAUUCUUGUCAAUGGCUUCAUUGUGCUGGUGAACUGCAUUGACUGCAUCAAGAGACACAAGAUCUCCCUAGUGGAUCGUAUUCUCACUGGCCUGGCAUUUUCCAGAAUUGCCUUGCUCUGCGUUAUAAUAAUAAAUCUGUAUGCAACUUGCUUUGACUCAACUUUUUAUGGUUUUGAAGUCCACAUUCUUGUUAAUAUUGCCUGGACAGCAAGCAACCAUUUUAGCAUUUGGUUCGCUACGAAUCUCAACAUAUUUUAUUUUCUCAAGAUCGCCAACUUCUCUCAUUUCUUAUUUCUUUAUUUAAAAAGGAGACUUAAUAGUGUACUUCUUGUGAUGAUAUUGGGAACAUUAGUCUUCUUGUUUACUCAUCUUUCAGUGAUAAACAUAGAUGAAAACAUGCUGAAGAAUGGCUAUAAGGGCAACAUCACCUGGGAGACCAAGUUAAAAAACAUUGCACGUCUUUCAAAUAUGACUAUAUUCACACUAACAAACUUCAUAUCCUUUGCUAUGUCCCUGAUGUCUUUUGCGCUGUUAAUUAUUUCCCUUGGGAAACAUCUUAAGAAGAUGCAACUGAAUGCCAAAGGAGCCCAAGACCCUAGCACCAAGGUCCACACAAGAGCCCUCCAAACUAUGAUCUCCUAUUUUGUGUUAUUUGCUGUAUAUACGUUGGCUCUAAUUAUCUCCGUUUGGAUUUCAAACAGGCUGCAGAACAAACCUGCUGUCUUGUUUUGUCAGGCUAUACUAAGCCUGUAUCCUUCCAAUCACUCUUUUUUCUUAAUCUGGGGCAACAAGAAGCUGAAAGAGGCCUUUCUGUCAUUUCUGGGGCAGCUGGGGUGCUGGGAAAAAGAAAGAAAGUAG